CGUCUCUCUUAUCGUGAAACAUGACGACGAACGCUGACCCCGGCUCUGCUCCCGUUUACCCCAGACACAUCCCUUCGAUCCCUUAUAGCGAUUCUGGGAAUCGCCUUCAAACACUUGACAUAUGGCUUCCUCGGCCACUUGAACAGUCAGAUCCCACCAAUUCGAUAUGGAUUGUCUACAUCCACGGCGGCGCCUGGCGCGACCCCACCCAAGACGCCCGAUGCGUUGAACCCACCAUCAAGCACCUCUCCUCCCCCUUCCCCCCCAAAAUCGCAGGCAUAGCCUCCCUAAACUACCGUCUCUCGCCCUACUCCACGCACCCCACAGACCCCAGCUCGCCCACAGACCCAAACCGCACCGCGCAACACCCAACACACGUCCGCGACAUCGCCCUCGGCCUAGAGUACCUCGCGCAAAACUACGGCGUAAAGCGCUGGAUAGGCGUCGGCCACUCGUGCGGAGCAACACUGCUGCUCCAACACGUCGCGGGCAUCGGCAUCGACCAUGGAAACACAACACGCCCUGAGUCCCUGAUCCUCAUAGCAGGCAUAUACAACAUCCCAUUACUCCUCGCCAACCACGUCCCGCCCGCCUGUCCAGCUCCCAUCGCCGCAAUCUAUGCGUCCUUCAUCGCCGGCGCAUUCGGGGCAGAUGCUUCCGCGUACCUCCCCGCAUCGCCCGUCGCAGGGAAAUACUCUACCCAGACGUGGCCUGAGGGCAGGCUGAUGAUACUGGCGCAUAGCUAUGAUGACGAGCUUAUCGAGCGCGCGCAGCGGGAUGUUAUGUGUGUUGCGCUGGAUAGGCAGGGGUGGUCGAUUGUCAUGGAGGAUGGGGAUGAGGAGCGGGAGGGGGGGAGGGUGCUGGAGGUUAGGGAUUUGAAGGGGGGGCAUGAUUGGAUUUGGGAGGAUGGGGGGCAGAUUGCGCGGUUGGUUGGGGAGGUUGUGGAGAGGUUAGGGUGA
Messenger RNA from Dothidotthia symphoricarpi CBS 119687, 959 nucleotides. RefSeq names its product alpha/beta-hydrolase. Gene Ontology annotation, molecular function: arylformamidase activity. The record is from RefSeq and is a predicted model, not a curated record. The transcript is spliced from 2 exons. Bases 21 to 959 code for a protein of 312 amino acids. Lineage: Eukaryota; Fungi; Ascomycota; Dothideomycetes; Pleosporales; Dothidotthiaceae.